This is a messenger RNA of Dentiscutata heterogama, 582 nucleotides long. The record is from the annotation of a GenBank genome assembly. NCBI's taxonomy places the organism in Eukaryota, Fungi, Glomeromycota, Glomeromycetes, Diversisporales, Gigasporaceae.
GUUUGGAUUUCACCAAAAUAUAAGUCGUAUGUUUUAAACCAGAUGGCUAUAAAUGAGGGAUCAUAUGUUUGUGAAGUUUUAACGCCGUUAUUUAGCAUUGCUUUGGGUGAUUUAUCAGUAAAAGAUAAAACAUGGAGGAUAUGUGAUAUGGCAAGUUGGCCCGAUACCAUACCAAAGGGUGAUUCACGUAUCACAUAUAGACCAGAUCUUAUAUUUAUUGCAUAUUUAAAUAAUCAAAGAAUUGAUCUUUUAAAUAUGGAGACUGGGAAUAAUUUAAGAAUUUAUAAUAUGUAUAUGGAAUAUGGAAUUCUUAAAAAUUGCCUACUAACUCAAGCGACCAUACCAUUACAUGCAGUAUCAGCUAAUACUGUCUAUCCACUUAUUCAUUCGUUGUUAACUUUAAGGACAGCGAUUAUAUGUACAUUACAGAAGCUUUCUAUUUACCUUGAAAACAAGUUGGAAAAUAGCGAUAAUUCCGAUGAACAAAUAGCCAAAACAAUAAAUCCUCCCAAAAGACACAAAUCUAACCUAAAAUUAAAAUCGAAAAGAAGCUCAGAUUUCAAGAAUGUAUCUACGUCUUGA